CAUAAAAGCUAUUUCAGAAACGACCCACAAACCUUAAAAAAAAGACACUUGAGAAAAUGCAAUACAUAACAUGGACAUGUAAUUUGCUACAAUAGAUAUGUAAAAGCUAAGGUUUUCGUAAAAAUCCAUACCCAGUCUAUGUGCCUGGCAUUUAUAGAAUUGUCCUAAAUGAAUCAGAACAAAGAUCUUCUUUUUUAUUUGUCAUCAGAUGCACUAGGCAUAUAGAAAUAGUUGACACAUCCAAAAAAGGGACUAACUGAGGCAUAGAAUGGUUCAAUUAGGGGAAUGCCCAAAAAAAUUAGAGGUACAAUUAGAAAUACAAGGAGUUAUAGAUUCUUAUGAAUAACAAUAAUAUACCAUAUCUUUAGCAUUUGCCUGACUGACAACCAAUUUAGCAUUUGCUUCAAAGAAUGUUAAUUGUACUUUCCAGGUAUAUGCCUUCCCAAACAAACCUCUUCCUUUUUGUACCUUUCCAGUCAAAAAAGACCAACUGCAAUGACAUAAACAUAAAACAGAAAAACAAGACCACACAGAGCUCAGUCAAUUUUGUUCAAGGGAGAUUAAUUAAUGUUUUAUCAAAUCAAUUAGUCUGUCUUAUAUCAUAAUAUUAAAAUAGGAACCUAAUUCAAAUUAACAUAAUGACUUUUAAGAGAUCUUAAUUAAUUUUAUAGACAAAAAUUGUUCACAUUCAUUUACUUCUCCUCAUCCCAUUUCCAAAAGAAUUACCUACACUCUCCAAAAUUUAGUCAGUCUCUUUUUUAUUGUGCUUAUUACAGUUAUAACUGUAAGUCCAAACACACGCUCUCUCUCUCUCUCUCUCUCACACAGUAAUGACAUGUUACCCCUGUAAGGACCAGUUAUAUAAUUAAUCCACAGAAAUUUUGGUGAAACAGUACAAGAGAUUAACCAACAAUUGGUAGAAUUAGCAGAUACGGAUAUCUCUGUUAUAUCGAUCAGUUUGUGUGCUCUGCGAUGGAUGAAUUAUCCAUAGACAGGAAUGGCAGCAAUGGAGGUAGGAUGGGUCGUCGGAGACUCAACGAGGAUACCGAGUUCAAAUCCAAAAACCUCCACGCUGAGAGGAGGAGAAGACAGAAACUCAGGGACAGGCUCCUGAAGCUGCGUGCAUUAGUCCCUAUUAUUACAAACAUGAAUAAAGCAACCAUUAUCGAAGACGCAAUCACUUAUAUUGAAGAGCUGCAGCAGACUGUAGACACACUGACUAACCAGCUUUCUGACAACAAGUCUUCGUUCGAAGAGGGAGCAGAUCCUACCAAAGAAGAAAUUCAUGUUGCAGAAGGGAUGAAGAAAUUUGGGAUUCAGGAAGAGGUUAAUGUUAGUCGAAUAUGUGAAAACAAACUGUGGAUAAAGAUGGUAUUUGAGAAGAAAAGAGGAAGGCUCAUUAAAUUGCUGGAGGCCAUGAGUACAUUGGGUUUGGAGCUCACUGAUACCGCUGUAACUACCUCCAAAGGAGCAAUGCUUGUGACAUCCUGUGUAGAGGGCUUUUGUUGCGAAAAGCUUGCUCUUGAAGAAGCCAAAAAAUUGCUGCUUCAGAUCAUUAAUGGCAUAUAGAACAGAUGAGAGAGUGACUUUGAUCUAACAUUACACAGAUUAGAAAUGUUCCACUUGGAACAAAAUAAAUGGCUAUAGAACUAGUAUUUUCUUUUGAAAAAUUGGGUGGCAAGCAACAGGCAAGACCAUUUUAGCACACCAUUUUUAAACAAAUAAAUAGCAAAGAAUACCGAGUAAAUUGCAUAGAGAUUUCACUCUGUAUUAUGACAAUAUUAGCCUAUGUUAGUUUUUAUGUCAAAGAAAAGAAUUAUAUUUGACUUUGUCACUUCGAUGUCUCCAUCUUCCAAAUUCUGCAAAAUGCAAGUAACUAAAAUACCAUCAAUUUCCACCUCCUUAAUCCCAAUCCAUACAGCAUUAGGACUAAGACAAGGGAAGGAAAAAAAAAGAAAAAAAGAAAAAAAAGAAAAGAAAAAACACAGAAGAGCCAACAAAAACCUUCCUUUGAGAUUAAUUAACAGCAUUCCAAGGUAAGAGUCAAACGCAAUCCCUGAAGCAAAGAUCUUUCCUUUUUUAAAUGACUCAAUUAGUUAAGAAAAGAAUUCCAAAAUUAUCAUUUGAUUCCAAACCUUAUACCCAAUUAUCCAUUUUUUACAAUCCUCACAACUUCUAUGAACAUCAACGCAUAUUUACUUAUCAAAGAAAGAAAGAUUUGUAAAAGGAAAACCAAAAAGAGAAAUGGAAACGAUAAAAACAAAACAAAAGGAAAGAGUGUAUAUAUAUAUA
Messenger RNA from Ziziphus jujuba (common jujube), 2292 nucleotides. Its product is annotated as transcription factor DYT1. The transcript is spliced from 4 exons. Bases 973 to 1569 code for a protein of 198 amino acids. Gene Ontology annotation, molecular function: DNA-binding transcription factor activity; protein dimerization activity; sequence-specific DNA binding. Gene Ontology annotation, biological process: regulation of DNA-templated transcription. Lineage: Eukaryota; Viridiplantae; Streptophyta; Magnoliopsida; Rosales; Rhamnaceae. The record is from RefSeq and is a predicted model, not a curated record. Gene Ontology annotation, cellular component: nucleus.